Centruroides sculpturatus (bark scorpion) is the source of this 1717-nucleotide messenger RNA. Its product is annotated as transcription factor HES-1-like. Gene Ontology annotation, cellular component: nucleus. Gene Ontology annotation, molecular function: protein dimerization activity; RNA polymerase II cis-regulatory region sequence-specific DNA binding; DNA-binding transcription factor activity, RNA polymerase II-specific. The coding region runs from base 415 to 1392 and encodes 325 amino acids. The record is from RefSeq and is a predicted model, not a curated record. Gene Ontology annotation, biological process: regulation of transcription by RNA polymerase II; regulation of neurogenesis; anterior/posterior pattern specification. Lineage: Eukaryota; Metazoa; Arthropoda; Arachnida; Scorpiones; Buthidae. The transcript has 4 exons.
AAAAAUAAAAAAUAAAAAAAAGAAAAAUAAGAAAAAAAAUUUAAACCGGGCCGAAAUAAACUGGAACGAGCUUCGCCGUUGACGUCAUUAUGUGCCACACUUAAGUCGUGUGCACGGUGCGUGGUGUAUCAGGCCAUUGCACGCCAUUGUGCCGAGCCGGGUCUGAAGACUCGUGACCUGCGUAUUGGACCCGGGGGCGCAAUCUGGGCAAGAGGACUGCGUUGAUUGGCUGUCGGACCAUCACACUGUGGGAACGUCUAGAUGCUAUGGUUCUCACACUGGCUUCCCGCAUGCUUCACUGACCUCAUAUAUAUAGCAUCAUGCAUUCCCAUACAUGUAGUCAGUUGAUUGUGUUGCGUCGCCGCUAUUAUUUUGGAUUUAUAAUAUGUUUACUGUGAUACCGAAUGCCUUUAGAUGUUUCUAGUAGGCCAAAGAAUGCCAGCUGAAAAAUCCAACAUGAAAACUAGCGAAAAUAGAAGGGCAACUAAGCCCAUUAUGGAAAAGCGUAGAAGAGCUAGGAUUAAUCAGUGCUUGAGCGAACUAAAAACACUUAUUUUAGACGCCUUAAACAAAGAUCCGUCCAGACAUUCCAAAUUAGAAAAAGCCGAUAUUCUAGAAAUGACCGUCAGGUACUUGCAAAACGUGCAAAGACAACAAAUGGCAGCUGCCAUUUCUACAGAUCCUACAGUCCUUAACAAGUUUCGUGCCGGUUUUAACGAAUGUGCGACCGAAGUGAGCCGUUACGUGAGUCGAAUCGAGGGGGUGGAUCCGGCCCUAAGACAACGUCUCCUCAAUCACCUGUCUCAUUGUCUCAACGGUCUCAAUUCUACACCGCCCUUUUCCACGCAAGGUGCAGGAACUAUGGCCUUUCCCGGUAUGAGCCCACAGUUCUCCAAUGUACUCAACCCUCUGCAAUCUCUCAGCCUUCAGAUACCAGCGGGUGUACCUGCCUAUCUCAACAGAUCCGAUGUGAAUAAUAACUCGACUAAUUCGACCCUAUCGCCGUCUUCCAGUAGUAAACUAUUCAAUGGUUUACCAUUGAUACCAACACGUCUACCUAACGGGGACUUUGCAUUCCUACUUCCAAGCCAGUCCCUAUCCACAUCUAGUGAUCAGUUAUCUAACACGGAACCCUCUCAGCUCGGUUCGUGGUCUUCUUCUGUUCUAACAUCCCCUACAGCAUCGGCCAGCCCGGAUUUAUCGGAUGGAAGUGCGCUAAGCCCUACGGGUUCUGAAUCCUCGGACUUAAAUCCCCCAACAACACAGGAGCCACCCCUCAGAAGCUCUUCUACAUUCGAGCCUCGUAACGAGGUGUGCAAGGAGAGUACACCCCCGAGGAAGGACUCAAACGAAAACGGACAGGAUAACGAAAAUGUCUGGAGGCCCUGGUGAUACUAAAACAAACGGUUUCAAUGGGGGAGUGCAUUUAAGACUAUACUUUCCUAAGGACUCAAGGAUCUCAAUUGUGUUGUGCUGUAGCUUGUACAUAAUAUAUUUUUUUUUUUUUUUGCUGGGAUUCAGCUGUGUGUUGGUUAUAUAAAAAAGUGUUUUUUUUUCCUUUAAAAUUGAAGUUUUUGUGUGUUUAUUUUUAUAUACAAAAUCGUUCUGUAGCAUUAGGUCAAUCGGAAAGCACCUCCUCAAUCAGAUACACCUUGAAGCAGUUGAGUGAGGUGAAGCAAAUAACUUCCUGGAUUAAAAAAAAUUAAUUAAUUAAACG